Molecule: messenger RNA, 405 nt
Organism: Uranotaenia lowii
Lineage: Eukaryota; Metazoa; Arthropoda; Insecta; Diptera; Culicidae
Product: rRNA 2'-O-methyltransferase fibrillarin-like
Exons: 1
Coding region: 1-405 (134 amino acids)
Source: RefSeq, a predicted model, not a curated record
AUGGGAAGCCGAGGGGGUCGCGGUGGAAAGAUGGGACCCCAGAACAACGAUUGGGAGGAUGAAGAAGAAGAGGAGCAGGGCUUCGGUGGAGGCAAAUUUGAAAAGGGCUCCUCCGGUGGUCGUGGAGAUAUGAUGAUGGGUGGAGGCCGUGGAGGUCGCGGAGGAAAGGGCGGUGAGGAAGCGAUGGGGGGAGGUCGGGGAGGCCGUGGAGGAAAAGGUGGUGAAGAAAUGAUGGGUGGCAUGGGAGGCAUGGGAGGUAUGGGCGGAAUGGGAGGAGGUCGUGGAGGCCGCGGAGGAAAAGGAGGUGAAGAAAUGAUGGGUGGAGGUGGUGGCGGUCGAGGAAAAUCUAGUGGCCGUCAAGAAGGCGGACGUGGCGGAAAUUCAGGACGUGGAAGUGGACGUUAA